UUAGUAUAUUGAUCGACAUCAGUAAAUGAAGUUGUCUCAGCAAUGUGUGAGACUAAGGAGAGACUGGACGGCAAAGUGGCGAUAGUGACCGGUGGUAGCUCAGGAAUGGGCUUUGAAGCUGCAAAGGAUUUGGCUUACAGAGGAGCUAGAGUCGUGAUCGCAAGUAGAAAUGAAACGAAACUAAAAAUAGCUAGAGACCAAAUUAUAGAAGAAACUGGAAACCAAUUCGUUGCCUACAAGUCUCUUGACUUAGGAUCACUGAAAUCAGUUCGAAGAUUCGCAAAUGAAAUCAAUUCAGGUGACAAAGUCAACAUUCUAAUAAACAACGCAGGAGCCGUAGCUCUACCUGAUGUGAAAACAGCAGACGACCUGAAUCUAACAAUGCAAGUGAAUUUCUUCGGAACUUUCUUACUUACGUAUCUAUUGCUGCCAAAGUUAAAGCUCUCAGCGCCGAGCAGGAUAAUAAACGGUGUCGCUGCGUCAAUGUAUGUUGGUGAUAUUGAUUUCGAUCAUUGGAAUGACGUUGGACAUUACAACGUGAUAUCGGGAUUAGCGAGUUCUAAGCUGGCUGUGGCUUUGUUUAAUGCAGAACUGAAUAGAAAAUUGAAGAAUACAGGAGUCACUGCGAUUACAUAUGAUCCUUUUGUUGUCCGCGAUACAAAUAUUUUGACGAACGUGCCGGGAAUAGUGCAAAAUGUAUCGCAAUUCUUCAUUAAUAUGAUUGGGCAGAAGAAAGAGGAUGUGGGGAAACAGAUUGCUUACUUGGCUGCAGCAUCAGAGUUAGAGGGUGUCAGUGGUAAACAUUUUAAGUUCUGUCAUGAGUUUUUUAAUCACUGGUCAGUGAAUGAUGAACAGUUGACGAAGAAAUUGUGGGAGGAGGCAAAGAAGGCUGUAAAGAUAAGUGAUGAUGAAGACUGGGAAUAAUAAACAGAUAUUUGUUAUCAACAAAUAGACUUAAUAUAAUCUAAGUCAAAUUUGUAGUCAUUGAGUAACGUAUAUCUUUUGAUCAUAAGCACAUUUUAAAGCAAUGUAAUCGUAGCUUGUAAUUGCAAUCUAUGUAUUUAUAAGCAUUAUAAUUUUACUAGCUUGCCCAGAAUUUAUUGACUUGCAAACCUAUAAAAUGAAAUAUUUUCUACGAAGACUCAAUCGCCUUGAAAUGCAGAAAAAAAUUGUUUCACUGUAACUAAUAUAUUUUUGAACCUGAGUCUUUUCUAAGGUUUAAAAUAUGAAGUCACUCCUGUCAGAAGCGACAAGUAUACAAAUAUGUAUACAAAUGUUUACAUAGAUUUUGUUUCUCGUUUUAA
Molecule: messenger RNA, 1304 nt
Organism: Trichoplusia ni (cabbage looper)
Lineage: Eukaryota; Metazoa; Arthropoda; Insecta; Lepidoptera; Noctuidae
Product: retinol dehydrogenase 11-like
Exons: 1
Coding region: 43-924 (293 amino acids)
Source: RefSeq, a predicted model, not a curated record